CUACUUUCUUUGCACAAGCGGGGUUGUAACUUGUAAGAAUAAUGGUAUCAUCUAUCUGGCGUCAGUAAAUUCUGAUAUCGUCAGCUUUGUAUACAUUCGUUAUCAUAUCAGCCGCGGCAACACAAGGCUAGUUCGACGCCCCUCAGCAAGCUCGACGCGCGCCUCCUGCUGCGCUCUCCCCUCGCCUCCGCUCCCCCCGCCGCCUGUUUGACUGACUGACUGAUGCAGUUUCCUCUCGGUCGUCGUGGAGUCCACACGUCUCGUCUACGUAAAAAGCUUCACGUAUCCGAGCUUUGUAUGUUUUAUGUGUAAGGUGUCAUCAGAAUUACGGUGCCGCAUUGUCCUCACUUAAAUCAUCUAGUGCUUGUGAACCUGUGAACGGCUCCGUUGACAUAUCUUAUCUUAAAGUGAUUAAAACUGUUUGUUGUUGCAAUAGUAUUUUAAACUAAGUUUUAACAUAAUUUUUAAACACGGGAUGUUUUGAAACAUUAGGAUCUUUAUCUCAAAGGUAACAGCUUGGCGCGGCGUAGCGGGCGGGCCGCGCCAUGGGUAACAAAUGCUGCAGCCGCCGCCAUGACCCGGAACGACCUCUAGUGUACCCAGCGUACAAGAAGAACGAGCCGGGGUUCACCGCCUGCCCGUCGCUAGAGACGCGCUACACCGGCGAGCCCAACAACCGCGCGCCGCGCCGCACCGCCGACAUCGUGCGAACACGAAACCCGGGAACAUGUAUAACCAACGGCGGACGGCGUGUAGUCAAAGCGCUAUGCGCUUACACGGCGCGCGCCGACUCCGACAUCUCGUUCCGCAAGGGCGACCGCAUGGAGGUCCUCAACGACGCCGAGACGGACUGGUGGCGAGUCUUGCACCUCACCACCAGGCGGGAGGGGCUCGUGCCUGUCAACUUCGUCGCCGAGGAGAGCUCUGUCGAGUGCGAAGAUUGGUUCUUCCCCACCGUUUCAAGAAAGGAAGCGGACAAGCUCCUACUAGCUGAGAGUAAUCCUCGGGGCACGUUCCUCGUGCGACCCGCCGAACACAACCCGCACGGAUUCAGUCUCAGUGUGAAGGAUUGGGAGGAAGGCAGAGGGUACCAUGUGAAGCAUUACAAGAUCAAGCCGUUGGACAAUGGAGGGUUCUAUAUAGCGACGAAUCAGACGUUCCCGAGCUUGCCGGCGCUCGUCAUGUCGUAUACAAAGAACGCGCUAGGCCUCUGCCACGUGCUGGCGCGGCCCUGCCCCAAGCCGGAGCCCCAGAUGUGGGACCUCGGCCCCGAGCUGCGGGACAAGUGGGAGAUCCCGAGGAGCGAGAUACAGCUCAUCAGGAAACUAGGACAGGGGAACUUCGGAGAAGUCUACUAUGGAAAAUGGCGGAAUAAUAUUGAGGUCGCCGUGAAAACACUACGAGAGGGCACCAUGUCCACACAAGCGUUCCUGCAGGAGGCAGCUAUUAUGAAGAAGUUCAGGCACAAGAGACUGGUCGCGUUAUACGCGGUCUGUUCAACACAGGAACCCGUCUACAUAGUCCAAGAGUACAUGAGCAAAGGCAGUCUUCUAGAAUUCCUCAGAAACGGGGAGGGCAAAUUCCUACACUUCGAAGACCUUGUCUACAUCGCCGCGCAAGUCGCCUCCGGCAUGGAAUACCUCGAAUCCAAACUCCUCAUACACAGAGACUUAGCCGCCAGAAACGUACUAAUAGGCGAGAAUAACAUAGCCAAAAUAUGCGACUUCGGUCUCGCGAGAGUCAUAGAAGACAACGAAUACUGCCCCAAACAAGGGUCGCGGUUCCCGGUCAAAUGGACCGCCCCCGAGGCGAUCAUUUACGGAAGAUUCUCAAUCAAAAGCGACGUAUGGUCGUACGGUAUCCUACUCAUGGAGCUGUUCACGUACGGACAGAUACCGUACCCGGGACUACACGGGAAAGAGGUCAUAGAGCAAGUCGAACGAGGGUACAGAAUGCCCAAGCCGGUGGGGCACUGUCUGCCGGACGACAUCUACCGGCUGAUGCUGCAGUGCUGGGACGCCAUCCCCGAGAAGCGGCCCACCUUCGAGUUCCUCAACCACUACUUCGAAUCGUUCACAGUGACCAGUGAGAUACCGUACAGAGAAGUGCAAGACUAGUGCUUAGGUGCUGUGAUAUAGUAGAUUAGUGCGAGACUGUGUAAGGUCCUUAGCGAAUUAUGGAAUCGUGGUGACGGACGCUUUCGGUGCCUAGAGAACGCUACGGUUUCAUACUUUUAGUAUUUUUAUACUCGAAAGCGUUAUAACAAUACAGGAAUGUGUGAGCUUGUCGUUUUUAUUAGCCGGCUUCCGUUUCCGAGCCGCGAGCGACAAUGCCGAUUACGAAAUUACGCAUAAGUCCACUAAAAUAUUUUUAAGAGUAAAAUAUAGUUGUGCAAAUUUUCACUUUAUAUUUUCUUAUUUAUUAGCGACGGUAGCUUUAUGAGCGCACGUAGUAUUGUUUUGCAUUUUGUACAAAUGAGAAUGUUCACUAAAAACGUAAGCAAUAAGAUUAAAAACAAUAUAAAAUGUUAACACGAUAUUUUUCAUAUUCUAAAAUGGUAUGUGAUACAUUAUCACUUAAGGCACAACACUACAGUAAUUAA
Molecule: messenger RNA, 2602 nt
Organism: Cydia splendana
Lineage: Eukaryota; Metazoa; Arthropoda; Insecta; Lepidoptera; Tortricidae
Gene: Src64B
Product: tyrosine-protein kinase Src64B
Exons: 7
Coding region: 546-2117 (523 amino acids)
Biological process (GO): protein phosphorylation; cell differentiation; cell surface receptor protein tyrosine kinase signaling pathway
Cellular component (GO): extrinsic component of cytoplasmic side of plasma membrane
Molecular function (GO): signaling receptor binding; ATP binding; non-membrane spanning protein tyrosine kinase activity
Source: RefSeq, a predicted model, not a curated record